AUGGGCACGGUCUUGACGUUGGCCUUGCCCGAGGAGCCACAGUUGAACGUGCCCCGGGACAGCACGGAGCAGAAAAACCUCCGCAGCCGGGACUUUGGGCUGAAGGUUUCGAGCUCUUGCCCCGAGGAAGAGAUCUGUUGCAUCUGCCUCGAGGGGCAUUCCACAGUGCAGCUGCCCUGUGGUCACAGGUAUCACGCCGAGUGUCUUGACCAAUGGCUCCAGCGAAGACCCACCUGCCCCACCUGUGGCCAGAGCUAUGGGGAUCGAACUGGCAGCAUGCCGGAUGGCAAUAUGCGAUGGGGCUGGUUGAACCGGUCUUUGUCGGGCUAUCGUUGUCGCACAAUCCUCCUCCACUUUUAUUUUCCCACUGGAAGUUUGCAUGGGCGGAUAUACGACGGGCGCUCCUUGCAUGCGUUUUUACCGGACGACGAGCAAGGUCGUCAUCUUCUGGCGCUCUUUCAGCUGGCUUUUCGGAGGAGGCUCAUGUUCAGUCUCAGCCAGUCCAACACCACGGGACGUCUGCGACCCACGUUUGCCAUGCACCUGAAGACUGCCAUGGCCGGUGGGCCGACCCGCCACGGCUACCCGGAUCCUGGCUACUAUGCCUCUGCCGUGGAGGAGCUGCGAGGUGUGGGGGUCCACCUGGACGAGGCCAUGCCGAUUGCUGUGCAGCUCGAGUCUUCGAUGGUGAAGCGGAAGCGCUUCACCGCCCUGCUGGAAGAUGUUGUACAGUGCAGCUGCCGUUUUGCAAUCGUCUGCACUCCACAGGGAUUUAAUGGAUUGGUGUCCUUCCUAGCACUGGUCUAUAUCCUGGUGAUACCACCCCGAGUCUCCUGUCUUCAUUUCCUCAACCUGUUUUGUAUCCUCGCCUUCGGGAUGUUUUGCCUGUACAUGGACGACAAUGUUGGGACGGCCAUAAACGUGGCGGGCGUUGUGUAUUCAGUCAUUCGCGGCUUCGCCAAGGGGCAUCUGUCCGAUGUCUGCGAAGAGAUCUCGACAUUUGCUCGAAGGUCUGUGAACCAGCACUCGGAAGCCAUGACCAUCUGCUUGUUGCUGCGCUCCAGCUGCGGGAUGGCUCCGUUUAUUCCUCAUUCUUGGCUCGUGGUCACGCUGCUUUGGCUGCUUAAGCUGUACCUCACUGCCCACAACAAGCGAGGGAACUCCCACAACGGUAUUCAGCAGCCGCUCCUACAUACGGUGGACAUCGAAGGCAACAUCGAGGGCGCUCCACGGCGCGCAGCCCCGCGGCCACCGGUGGAAACUGUCAGCCCAAUCCAAGAUCACGAUUGGCCACUGUAUAGCUCCUGCCCUUCACUUGAAGAUCGCACUGAUGUGGUUGAUCUUUUCCGCCAUCUGCUUAAGCCCUUGCGGCCGGUGGUGCGCGACACAGUCGGCAAAAUUGUCCAUGAACUGCUGCGGAACGAGCUUCGGUACAAGGAAGACUACGUUGUCUUCUAUCACAGCUACUCGUCGUCUUGCCUGCUCUACGAAGUACAGACGGCACUGGCGGCAUGCAUUCUGGACUACCCCAUAGAUGGGCCUCCUAUUCCGCGCCUGCGGAGACAACCAUACCAGAACGUCAAGUGCUUGCAACACUUGUUGCAGAUCUGGGAAAGCACCAUGCACGACCAGACGGCUGAGUUUCAGGCUGUGGCAAUUUCUGCUUUUUGCUCUUGUUUGGCUUCGGGUGGACAGCCCCAGAACAUGCUGCAAGCUUGGCUUAUCCGGGGAUUCCCGAGCAGCAUUUCGGCUGGCGCCAUGCGCCGCAUGCUCAAGGAUCUCCUGCUGGCAGCUGGUGUUUGCAGUGGCCGUGCGCAGGGGCUGGAUCCUCUUGUGACUUCCAUCUUGGCAAUGGGCCGGAAGUAUGGGCUCCACGUGCCCAGCUGGCGGCUCUGCCAGCAGCCGGAGAACCCGGGGCACUUGCUGCAGAUUUUCGUUCACCAGUCCGUGGUAGACGCAAUCUCUUAUGGGAGCAAAGCGCGAGGGCAACUGGACAGCGGUGGCAUACCUCUCUCUAGGUGGCUCCUGCAACGCAGUCCCAUCGACGGGCACUCGCGCUUGCUGACGCAUCCAGACUUGUUCUUGGAUCUGGAUCGAGGUCUGGUGCACAGCUUCGCCUUCUCCGCUGGGCCUUACGGCCGAGAACGGGUGGCGCUGCUGCGGGAGCUCAGGGACCUCCUGAAGCCUCAGAUCCAGGACCUACGCGCCUCGCGCAUGUCCCUCGGCUUCGAGAGGCCCGCGGAGCCGGAGCGGGACCUGGAGUCCGCCGGCAUCAUCUACAGCAUCUAG
Molecule: messenger RNA, 2289 nt
Organism: Symbiodinium sp. CCMP2456
Lineage: Eukaryota; Dinophyceae; Suessiales; Symbiodiniaceae
Source: the annotation of a GenBank genome assembly